CUCUGUGCGCUGGUGCUUUCCGCUGUGACUUGCACUUGACAUGUUCGCUCCUGCUCUCGGCAGGCCAGCCUCGCUCCAUCUCUUCCAGCAUGGACCAAAGGGAAAUCCUGCUGCAGAACCUGGAAAGAGCCCAGAGCAAGAAGCUCAACCAAGAAGCAUUUGCAGAUGAGUUUUUGAAGCUGAAAAGGCAGUCAACAAAAUAUAGGUCGGAUAAGAUCUACCCUACAGCGACAGCUGAGUGCCCAGAGAACAUCAAGAAGAACAGAUACAAAGACAUCUUGCCCUAUGACCACAGCAGAGUGGAGCUAUCCCUAAUCACAUCAGAUACAGAUUCUCAUUACAUCAAUGCCAACUUUAUCAAGGGAGUCUAUGGGCCGAGAGCAUACAUUGCAACCCAGGGUCCUCUCCCCACCACUGUCACUGACUUUUGGAGGAUGAUUUGGGAGUAUGAAGUCCUGAUCGUGGUCAUGGCCUGCAUGGAGUUUGAAAUGGGAAAGAAAAAAUGUGAGCGGUACUGGGCAGAGGUGGGCGACCCCUCCCUGCAGUGCGGCCCCUUUUCCGUCACCUGUGAAGCUGAAGAAAAGAAAAAUGAAUACGUGAUCAGGACUUUAAAAGUGACCCUGAAUGAAGCAGCGCGCACCAUCCACCAAUUCCACUACCAGAACUGGCCUGACCACGACAUUCCCUCUUCCAUUGACCCCAUUCUGGAGCUCAUUGGCGAGGUUCGCUGCUACCAGCCAGAUGACAGCAUCCCCAUCUGCAUCCACUGCAGUGCUGGCUGUGGGAGAACAGGAGCUGUUUGUGCCAUUGACUACACAUGGAAGCUGCUGAAGGAUGGGAUUGUUCCAGUGAACUUCAGUAUAUUCAGUCUGAUCCAGGAGAUGCGCACACAAAGGCCUUCGAUAGUGCAGACCAAGGAGCAGUACAAGCUGGUUUACAAUGCCGUCAUUGAGCUCUUCAAAAGGCAGAUUGAAGCACUGGAUGCCCAGGAAGAUUCUGCUUCUCUACAGGUUCUAACAAGGCAUCCUGAACCCAAGCCACUGCUGAGCCCUGUGGAAGAUAUUUAUUCUCUGAGUAGUUUGCUAACCUGCUCGGGACGAGAGGACCACGAUGAGCACCAACACCUUCCUCCACUGGUACAAAAUGAAGCGCCACUGACAUCCCUGUCUGCCACAGCAGCACGGGGCAGCUCUGGGGACACAGGCCCUUCCAUCAGACCAGCGGUCUCUGUCGGCACUCUGAAUGUUAGCGGCACCAGACACGCAGCUGCUGUCAAGAUGUGGGGUGCAGGAGAAGCCCUGCAGAAGCACCGCAGUUUGCAGUUCAGCAGCAGGUCCUCUGAGCAGCUGCUGCUGGACCUGGAGCUGCAGGGAACAGGCAGGAAAGGGGCCCAUGGCAAAGUACCUCUGGCACGGACCACAUUGAUACCUUUUGUGCUGGCACAGCAAAGAGAAGUCUGGCCUUGUGAUGGAGGGAAUGCAAAACCCACUUCGAAUUCUCAGUCACCAAAUGCCUGUUGUUCAGGCUUCCAGGUGAAGGAGCAGGAUGUACUUUCCUUUUCUCCUGCUGAGAUGAACCACUCAAGCCAAAUAGCAGACGGUCCCCCUGGCCACAGGAACUGCAGGCAGUGUCCUUACCCUUACUGUUGUUCAGCAGAAGACCCCUACUUCUCUUCACUCUCCCCAGAAGAGCUGCCAUCCCCAGAGCCACCUGUUGGGCAGGAUGCACUGGGCCCUCCUUGCACAGUGCCCACCGCCCCACUGCUCUGGCCUGCAUCCCACCACGCUGCCCAGCCAAGCACUGGGAGGACAUCCUCUCUGAACAUCCUGCCCCAGACAGAUGAUGACGAUCCUCCACCCCUGCCAGAGCGAACUCCUGAGUCCUUUAUUGUGGCCAGUGAAUCAGAACUUCCCCUGGCCACCUCAGACUUUCAGUUUCCACCUAUACACGAAAAUACUGGAACCUCCUUGGAGCAGAGUAGUGUGUCUCCCUCAGUGACGUUUAAUGACUCAAUGAGACUGAGACCAAGUAAGAGUUUAAAGCUUCGGAACCCACACUCAGAAACAAACCGGGAUCGCUCCAGCUCUCCUCCCCCACUUCCUGAAAGAACCCCGGAGUCGUUCGUUCUCGCUGAUGGAGAAAGUCUGCAGCUUCCUGGAAGAAGUUCUACAGCUAGUUCUUGGGACUUGAGUAAUGGAGCUUCUGAAACAUCAUCAAAAGAGCCUGUGAAAUGUUUCAGGAGAAGCAAGAGCUUGAAAAUAUUCAAAAACGUGAGAAAAAGCGUCUGUACUGCAUCUUCACUGACAAAACCAUCAGAAUCUGCACCUUCAAAUCAUCUGAGCUCUUUCUUUAAUUUUGGCUUUGCGAGUCGAUUUUCAAAACCGAAAGGAUCAAGAAACCCACCACCAGCAUGGAACAUUUAGGUAAACCUCAUAGAUUUGGUGUCAUAGAGGUGUGAAUACCUUCUGAUAUGCCACGAGUGCUCACUUCAGGAAGGUUUCCAUCAACAUGAACACACAAAACGUGUCGCAUGAUAUCUGCAGAUGAGGCACUACUCGCACGUUCUUCAGCUGAAGAUCUGAAGUACAGGAGCACACGUAACUACCGGCAGCUGAGCGCUUUCAGUUAAAUCACAACGGGGUGGACAUCAAACCCAGGAACGGAUAUUUCAUCCUAUCGAGUCAUCAAUUUUUGUUGCGUUUUGGGGUGUUUACUUCAGAACAGUAGAUUUGAGCUUUCUAAAACAAAACACUGAACUGUGAGUGAUUCCAGUGAGUGCUGCUGAAUGGUACAGAGGUCCAAGGAGGGACCGAACCACCACAAGGAGCUGAGACCUGCAGACGCCGUGUCACUGUUUCCUUCUGUGUUUCCAUCACUUGAACUGAAAGGGAAUUAGUAUCUCAAACUGUAUUUUUCCCCUCACAUUUAACGUUCUUUUUUCUCAUCUGAAUCAGAUUAUUUUUCCUGUUUUUCGGUUAACAAAGAUACUGCAGGACUGCGAAACCUGCAGCCCUCACUAUACGAAAACCCACACAGCGAUCCCAGUGCCCACAACUGACACCCAUUUGUAUUUAAUAUUUUUACGACGCGGGAAACUCAGCCAGAUCCAAAUUCGGGGAUGGCUUAUUUAAUCUAGGAAGUAUUUUAUGAUGUGUGACAAAUGCUGUGUAAAUAAAUAAAGUUUAUUUAUGGGCCGGGAAUUCACCCGCGCACACAACACCGCAAGAGCGCC
This is a messenger RNA of Lagopus muta (rock ptarmigan), 3232 nucleotides long. RefSeq names its product protein tyrosine phosphatase non-receptor type 22 (gene PTPN22). Gene Ontology annotation, cellular component: nucleus; cytoplasm. The transcript has 21 exons. Gene Ontology annotation, molecular function: non-membrane spanning protein tyrosine phosphatase activity. The record is from RefSeq and is a predicted model, not a curated record. NCBI's taxonomy places the organism in Eukaryota, Metazoa, Chordata, Aves, Galliformes, Phasianidae. Gene Ontology annotation, biological process: T cell differentiation; negative regulation of T cell activation; negative regulation of nucleotide-binding oligomerization domain containing 2 signaling pathway. Bases 90 to 2423 code for a protein of 777 amino acids.